Sipha flava (yellow sugarcane aphid) is the source of this 674-nucleotide messenger RNA. RefSeq names its product NADH dehydrogenase [ubiquinone] 1 beta subcomplex subunit 8, mitochondrial (gene ND-ASHI). NCBI's taxonomy places the organism in Eukaryota, Metazoa, Arthropoda, Insecta, Hemiptera, Aphididae. The record is from RefSeq and is a predicted model, not a curated record. Bases 51 to 632 code for a protein of 193 amino acids. The transcript is spliced from 3 exons. Gene Ontology annotation, cellular component: mitochondrion.
AUUUUAUCUCGACAUGAUUAUUUUCUUCUCUAUCAAACAUCCCAUCUCAUAUGUUAUGGAAUAUAGAUAUAAAUUUGGUGAAUUGGUGUUUACUGUUUCUUUUUAGUAUGGCGUUACCCCGUUUCAUCAACGGAAUGGUUAGGACUAAGGCCAUCUAUACGGUGUCUAGUAGAAAUGUGGUUUCCCACGAGCCUUGGAAGCCUGGUCCAUAUCCGAAAACUGAAGAAGAGCGUUUAGCUGCUGCUAAGAAAUAUGGUCUGUUACCCGAAGAAUAUGAGCCAUACCCAGAUGAUGGUUUGGGUUAUGGAGACUAUCCAAAGUUGCCGGACAUUGGACAGGACCACAAAAGUGAAUAUUAUCCAUGGGACUGUGCCGAACAUAACAGGAACUUUGGUGAAAUAAUGCAUGUAAAUUCUGACAAAUGGGGUUCGGACAAAGCUAACCCAAAUGCUGAUGAAAAUGCUAGAUUUCCUGCCUGGCAAAAAUUAUUGGCAUUGUUUGGUACUGUUUUUGGACUAGGUGGAUUGAUGCUUACAGGAGAUUACUGGUGUAAAACAUAUAGGCCAUAUAUGCCUAAACAAUGGCCUCAAGAAGGAGUGAAAUAUUAUACUUAUUCAGACAAAUAUUUUUGAAUAGUAUGAUUGUUGUUUGAUAUACAUUAUAUUGUAGCUUAU